AUGGCACAGGAGAUGGUCAGAGACAGGGGACAUGGCACAGAAGAUGGACUUCUGAUCGUCCUCAUCCUCCCGGUAUCAUCAUCAGGAAUCAUGUACGUGCAGACCGGGUCAGACAUCAGUGACUGUAAUAUGAAAUGUCCAAACUCCAAUGGUGUCCUAGAGCUGUACAGACAAUGUGGAGGAAGAACAGAACCGCUACUGGACCUUCACUGUAACACUCUGUACACCAAACCCAGCAAGCCCAGAUACUCUCUGGAUACACAGAGCGGCUGCUGGAAGGUGACACGGGCCGGGAAGACGGACUCCUGUGUGUAUAAUACAGAGUUCAACAGCAACCCAACAAGACAACUUUCCUCCACAGACAUCCGUAUACUGGAUCCGGUUCUCAUCUCCAACAUGACCAGUAACGGGAGCCGGCUGGGUCAGGACAUCGCUGUGAGCGUCCAGUACUCUGGAGAAGAGAGCGCUGUGACCUGGGAGGUGGACGGGGAGCCUCUUCCUGAGAGAUACCGGCUGAUAGAUGACAAUAGGACGCUGAUUGUCCCCAGUGUGCAGAGAGACGACGCCGAGAGGACAUUCCGGGUCAGGAUCACAAACCCGGUCAGUGAGGAGACCCGGGACCACCGGCUGAUCAAUGACACAAUGUUCAUCCGAAUGCUGGAAACAGAAGCUGUUACGUCUGAUUCUUCUCGGAGACACCGGGGAGCGUUCGGUGGUGCUGGGGCUGUCGCAGUAAUAUUGAUAUUCCUCAUUAUGUAUUGGGCCCUGCGGUGUCCUGCCAGCCAGCCAAUUGGAGCUCUGCAGUCUUCCUACCAGCUAACGUUUAACCUUUUAGAUUGUCUCCUGUGUCUCCUGAUCACAUCCGUGUCAUCCGGACCGGUGUAUGUACGGAGCGGAGCGGACAUCACGGGAUGUGAUAUGACGUGUCCUCAGGAUGAUGUUACUCUGGAGCUCUCCGAUCUUCUGUUUUCUUUUAAACCCAUUUUGCUUCUUUUCUGCAUAUUAAUCAUAACAAAAAUUGUGGUUGGGAUUUGUUGUCGCUAUGAAAGUUCUGUCCACAUUUCUGAUGUGUCUCCUCUCCCAGGUCUCCUGUGUCUCCUGAUCACAUCCGUGUCAUCCGGACCGGUGUAUGUGCGGAGCGGAGCGGACAUCACGGGAUGUGAUAUGACGUGUCCUCAGGAUGAUGUUACUCUGGAGCUGUACAGACAUUGCGGAGGGAAGGAGAAGACAUUGCUGGAACGUCACUGUUAUUACAACCACACUAUAUCACAUGACCCCAGACUUCACCUGGACACAAGGAGCGGCUGCUGGAAGCUGACACCGGCCAGGAAGGAUGAUUCCUGUGUGUAUAAGAUCUGGUGUCACUGUGAUUCACAAUAUCUAAUGUCCUCUACAGACAUCCGUGUGCUGGAUCCGAUUCUCAUCUCCAACAUAACCGGUAACGGCAGCCGGCUGGGUCAGGACAUCGCUGUGAGCGUCCAGUACUCUGGAGAAGAGAGCGCUGUGACCUGGGAGGUGGACAGGGAGCCUCUUCCUGAGAGAUACCGGCUGAUAGAUGACAAUAGGACGCUGAUUGUCCCCAGUGUGCAGAGAGACGACGCCGAGAGGACAUUCCGGGUCAGGAUCACAAACCCGGUCAGUGAGGAGACCCGGGAGCACCGGCUGGAGAUCAGAGGUAAGAGGGGCAAUUACUGGGGUAAUAAUCUGAUCUGUAUAGAAGAAGGAUCAUAAUGUGACACAGAAUAGUAACAUUGUAUCUCUUCUCUGCUCUUCUAAU
This is a messenger RNA of Nanorana parkeri, 1777 nucleotides long. RefSeq lists its product as uncharacterized. Bases 1 to 1731 code for a protein of 576 amino acids. Lineage: Eukaryota; Metazoa; Chordata; Amphibia; Anura; Dicroglossidae. The transcript is spliced from 8 exons. The record is from RefSeq and is a predicted model, not a curated record.